Messenger RNA from Penicillium diatomitis, 2076 nucleotides. RefSeq names its product putative autophagy ubiquitin-activating enzyme ApgG. Bases 1 to 2076 code for a protein of 691 amino acids. Gene Ontology annotation, molecular function: Atg12 activating enzyme activity; Atg8 activating enzyme activity. The record is from RefSeq and is a predicted model, not a curated record. Gene Ontology annotation, cellular component: phagophore assembly site; cytoplasm. The transcript is spliced from 7 exons. Lineage: Eukaryota; Fungi; Ascomycota; Eurotiomycetes; Eurotiales; Aspergillaceae. Gene Ontology annotation, biological process: autophagosome assembly; protein modification by small protein conjugation; cellular response to nitrogen starvation.
AUGCAGUACGCCCCGUAUGCGUCCGACAUCGAGCUGCCAUUCUACACGGCGCUCGCCUCACACAAGAUCAACCAUGAUAAACUAGAUGAUUCCGCCCGCCAGGUGCUGGGUUUGUACGAGAUUCGCUCUACCGAUGCAGACAACGCAAGCUGUCGCGUUCAGAUUCAUGGUAACGCUCUUGUGAAUACCGAAGCUCCGGCAGGCUACUACCGCGCGGAAGGCAUGAUCAGAAACGUGAACACAAUUGAAGAUUACCGAAAUAUGGAUAAGUCUCAGAUGCUGAAUCAAGCUGGGAAGACGAUCUGGGACGCGAUUCGUGACGGCACGAUCUUCUCUUGUCCAUCUCUACUAUCUUCCUUCAUCAUCCUGUCCUUUGCCGACCUCAAAAAAUACAGGUUUUAUUACUGGUUCGCUUUCCCCGCCAUUCACUCUGAUCCAUCGUGGGUACCCGCUGGGUCACAAGCUGGAGAACUCGAUGGCGCUGGCACAUCCUUAGGCAAACACUUGUCUAUUGAAGACAGCACUAGUCUCGUUGAAACUGUGCAGACAUGGAGUUACGGGGUCGACAGUCGACAGAGGGGAUUUUUUCUUGCCUGCAAAGUACGUUCAGACACGGGCACCUCUGGCGACGUGUCCUGGCGCGUGGCUGCGCUGGCCGAGUACGAAAACGGAUUCUUCAAGGACGCACCUUUGGACGAUCAAUAUGUGUGCUUUGCCGAUCCUUCAAAUUAUGAAAACGCCCCUGGAUGGAUGCUCCGCAAUCUCUUGGUUCUCGUAAAGCAGCGUUGGGGACUCAACCGCGUGCAGAUCCUACGAUAUCGUGAUGUUCAUUCAAAGCGUGAUCAGGGUCGAAGCAUGGUGUUUUGCCUAGAGACGAAGGCUGAAGAUUCAGCGAGCUCAAAUUAUCCGUCCAGGCAACAACAGGUGCAGAUGCCCAAGAUCACAGGAUGGGAACGUAAUCCGGCUGGGAAAUUGGCAGGAAGAAUAGUCAAUCUGAACGAAUAUAUGGAUCCCGCAAGGUUAGCAGAUCAAUCAGUCGAUCUCAAUCUCAAACUCAUGAAAUGGCGCAUCAGCCCAUCACUGAACCUUGAGAAGAUCAAGUAUACCAAAUGCUUAUUGCUCGGCGCUGGGACAUUGGGCAGCUACGUUGCCCGGAACUUGCUGGGCUGGGGCGUGAGGAAGAUUACUUUCGUAGACAAGGGCACAGUAUCAUUUUCCAACCCGGUUCGCCAACCCCUGUUCACAUUCAAUGACUGCCUCAAUGGAGGUGCGCCAAAAGCACUCCGAGCAUCAGAAGCCUUGAAGGAAAUCUACCCCGGCGUCGACACAUCCGGCCAUCAGCUUUCGAUUCCCAUGGCGGGUCAUCCGAUCAUAGAUGAGGAGGUGACGCGUUCCGAAUUUGAAGCACUACAAAAAUUGAUUGACGAACACGAUGCAAUCUUCUUGUUGAUGGAUACCCGGGAAUCACGAUGGCUUCCUACAGUCAUGGGCAAAGCGGCGGGAAAGGUUGUGAUGAAUGCGGCUUUAGGCUUCGAUUCAUUCGUUGUGAUGCGUCAUGGAGUUUCUGAAUCGGCGAAUGCAGAUGCAGGUUUAGGGUGCUACUUCUGUAAUGAUGUCGUAGCACCUGCCAACUCUAUCAAAGAUCAAACGCUGGACCAACAAUGUACAGUGACUCGCCCCGGAGUCGCCGCAAUCGCGUCCGCGCUCUUGGUUGAAUUGCUCGUCUCGAUUCUUCAACAUCCCCAAGGUGCUGCAGCGCCGGCUCCCGCGACUCGAAGCGGUGACCGCGGUGACCAUCCAUUGGGACUCAUACCGCAUCAAAUCCGAGGAUACCUCGCCAGCUUCGAAAAUCUCACCGUGACGGGUAAGAAUUAUUCAUGCUGCAGCGCGUGCUCGGACAAGGUGGUCGACACUUAUCGCGAGCUUGGCUGGGACAUGGUGAAGAGAGCUCUUAAUGAGCGCGGCUAUGUGGAAGAGCUGAGCGGGCUGCGAGAGGUUCAAGAGAAAGCCGAAGCGGCGUUGGCCGAUGUAGAGUGGGACGAAGGAUCGGAGAACGACGAUGCUGAAUUUGUGUAG